AUGGCAACUGAUCACCAGAAUCCUGCAACCAAGCAAAAACAACCAGUUGCCAGUGCCUUCAAGUUGGUGAUCUACGAACAGGAAAACUUUCAAGGCCGCUGUCAUGAGCUGACUGGGCCCUGUAACAACCUCCAGGAGGCGGGCGUGGAGAAAGUGGGCUCAGUACUGGUGCAGUGUGGACCGUGGGUGGGAUUUGAGCAGCCCGGCUGUAAGGGGGAACAGUAUGUGUUUGAGAAGGGUGAGUAUCCUCGCUGGGACGCCUGGACCAACAGCAGACGCAGUGACUGCAUCGUCGCCUUCCGCCCCAUCAAAGUGGACAGCCAGGAACACAAGAUCGUCCUCUACGAGAACCCAAGCUUCACUGGGAAGAAGAUUGAGAUCAUAGACGAUGAUGUUCCCAGCUUCCAUGCUCAUGGGUACCAUGAGAAAGUCUCUUCAGUUCGUGUGCAGAGCGGCACCUGGGUGGGCUAUCAGUACCCAGGAUACAGAGGCUUCCAGUAUUUGUUUGAGAAAGGAGAGUUUAAGGAGUGUUCUGAGUUCGGGGCUGCUCUGCCUCAGAUCCAAUCGGUGAGACGCAUCCGGGACAUGCAGUAUCACCCCCGAGGAGCCUUCCAGGCCACCAGCUAAAUGCCCAUCAGUCCCGCUCAAACCCCCAGAGCUUCAGAAUCCCCACUCUUCACCCUUUGAAUGCUUCUCUUUGCCUCUUUCAAGUUGUGUCAGUGAUUCCAUUUGCUACUGCUGAGAAAUAAAUACUUGAUUUUGCGUUA
This is a messenger RNA of Danio aesculapii, 767 nucleotides long. It is a transcript of the gene crybb2, whose product is annotated as crystallin, beta B2. NCBI's taxonomy places the organism in Eukaryota, Metazoa, Chordata, Actinopteri, Cypriniformes, Danionidae. Gene Ontology annotation, biological process: lens development in camera-type eye; visual perception. The record is from RefSeq and is a predicted model, not a curated record. Bases 1 to 627 code for a protein of 208 amino acids. Gene Ontology annotation, molecular function: structural constituent of eye lens. The transcript has 5 exons.